AAUUAAUAAGAUGCGACAGUAAACCAAAAAAAAAAAAAACCAGAGAGAGGUUAGUGUCGACGGCGGCGGCGGCUCUGGCGAUCCACAGGCUUCUUCCUCAAUUGGUGUUGUGACAUUUCUCGGCGGGCUGAGCUUGGGUUUCUCCGAUUCUCUCUGUUCCUCCUUUUCGCUGUUUCUGUCAUGGCGAUCGCGGCGGCUUCUUCUUUUUCCAUCUGUCCAUCGCAUUGCCAUCAAUGUUACACAGAGGAGUUAUCUCCCAACAUACUUUGCAAAAGAAACGGCCGGACAGGCAAACACGUGUUUGAUGGAUGUGGUGCAUCUAAUCUUUCUGUCCUAAGUUUCAGAUGCAAGAUUCCAUUUUUUGGACCGGCAUCCCAUGUAUCAUCACCUUCUGGACGAGACGAUGGCCUUACAAAAGUUUCAGUUGCUGCUGAUUAUCCUGAUUCAGUUCCCGAUUCAUCUAGCUACAUUAGCAAGGGAGGUUACCAUCCUCUCGAGGACUUGGAGCCUAGCAAAAGGUCCCGGGUGACCAAACUCUCCGCCGCUGAAAUAGCAAGGACUACAGUUGAGGCUAACAGCAGAGCUGUUCUGGCAUUUCCCGGAGCAAUACACUGUGAACCGCAUGAUCAUACUUCAUGGUCCGAAUUUAAGUAUGUCAUUGAUGAUUACGGAGAUAUCUUUUUUGAAAUUUUCGAUGAUAAUAACAUCUUAGAAGAUCCUGGAGCAAGUAAUCCUGUGAAAGCCUUUAUUGGAAUGGAUGUCCCACUAUACGAAAACACACCACUCCAUGAUGAAUAUAACAUUUCAGACAUCGGUAAUCUGGAUGAUAUUAUUUUUGAUGAUCACUAUUUCGAGAUCAUGGAUUCUGAAGCGAGUGAUAUUCCUGUCGAUUGGGGAAUGCCCGACUCUUCCAAUGGAGUUCAUCCUGUUUACUUUGCCAAACGCCUAGCAAAGGCGAUCAGCAUGGACUAUGAUAGAAAAAUGGACUACCCGUCAAAUGGUGUAUCUAUUCUCGGAUGCCUUAGGCCUGCUUUCCUCGAUGAAGAAUCGUAUAUAAGAAGGUUAUUUAUCCCAGAAGAUAGAGAUGACUAUGACUGGGAGAGUCAAGGUGAUGAUAAUCCAAGCAGUAGUUCGAGAUACGAUGGACACGAUAUGAGUUCAACUCUAUAUAGAUUAGAGAUUGUGAGAAUAGAGCUAUCCUCCAUCUAUGGAAUUCAGUCUUCUGUAAGCUUGCAAGAUUUCCAAGAUGCCGAACCAGAUAUCUUAGUCCACUCAACUUCAGCAAUCAUAGAUCGCUUCAACAAGAAGGGGAUUAACUGCAACAUGGCUCUCAAAGCUCUUUGCAAGAAGAAGGGUCUGCAAGUAGAGGGAGCUAACCUGAUUAGCAUUGACAGCCUCGGAAUGGACGUGAGAGUUUUUACGGGAGUGGAAGUUCAAACUCACCGUUUCCCUUUCAAAGCUAGGGCUUUGACAGAAAUCGCAGCUGAGAAGAAAAUCCAACAGCUACUGUUCCCACGAUCACUCAGAAGGAAACUGAAGUCUCACAGGGACGGAUUGAAGGAUACGUCUCGUUACUGAUCAAGAAUCAUCGGAAUCAGAACUGAACAGAGACGAGCCUUUACCUCGCAGGUUCAGCUUUAUACCUUUUUCGUGUUCUUUGCCUCCGACUUCAGUGUACAUAGCAUAACCUCCUUUGGUGAGAAUCUAAAGGGCUGCAAAGAUGCAGCUCACUCUUUGUAGCAGUAAGCAUAAGCCAAAUAAGAAGUUCAAACCUUUGAACUGAUUCCAUUGUUGUUUUUCACAUUUGAUGUAAUGGAGUUUGAAGCUAAACCAGAUUUCAACUCAAUAAUUCUACUUCUUUAUGGA
Messenger RNA from Tarenaya hassleriana, 1866 nucleotides. RefSeq lists its product as uncharacterized. The record is from RefSeq and is a predicted model, not a curated record. The transcript has 12 exons. Bases 181 to 1578 code for a protein of 465 amino acids. NCBI's taxonomy places the organism in Eukaryota, Viridiplantae, Streptophyta, Magnoliopsida, Brassicales, Cleomaceae.